Manihot esculenta (cassava) is the source of this 2493-nucleotide messenger RNA. RefSeq names its product DEAD-box ATP-dependent RNA helicase 8. Lineage: Eukaryota; Viridiplantae; Streptophyta; Magnoliopsida; Malpighiales; Euphorbiaceae. The record is from RefSeq and is a predicted model, not a curated record. Gene Ontology annotation, cellular component: P-body; cytoplasmic stress granule. Gene Ontology annotation, biological process: P-body assembly; cytoplasmic stress granule assembly. The transcript has 10 exons. Bases 595 to 2055 code for a protein of 486 amino acids. Gene Ontology annotation, molecular function: RNA helicase activity; mRNA binding; ATP binding.
AACAAACAUAUCGAUUGAUGCCCUAGGGACGGUUACUUCGUCACUUUUGGCGUUUCCACAAACAAAUCCUGACCCGCUCACUGCUAACUCAUCCAACCCAAACGCCAUGAAUCAACGAACGUCCUCUUCUCUCUUCUUCUAGCUUCAUAAAGCACCACCAAACUCUUCCAUUUUGCUAUCUUUUCCACCGGAAAUCGCUCCAUUUCUCGCUUUCACUUCAGAUCCGCUGAAUUUUUCUUCUCGAUUUUGCUCCUAAUUCACGAUCUCACCUCCUUCUCCCUCCCAAAGCAUCAAAACCCUAUCCGUGACGCUCAUCUUUCUCAGCGCUUCUGCUUUCUUUUUAUUUGCGGUUCUACCCGUUGAGAAACCCUAGAUUUCAAUUUUCGUCCUCCUGUUUGUAUAAAUUUUCCUUCGAUAGACUUGACCUUUUGAUAAAUUUUUGUUUUCAUUCUUUAUCAAACCCUAAAGCUUUUUAGUCCCAUUGAUUUUGUAACUAUUCACGGUCAUAGUUCUUUUCUUGUUUAUCUUUCGGUAGAUUUUUGCGCAGAUUUUAGGUUUGAAUCGGCUAGGUAGUUAUAGCUAGGGUUGUUGUUGAUGAACAAUUAUAAUAGAGGGCGGUAUACGCCAGGGAUCGGUGCCGGUAGAGGCGCAGGUAUGAACGCGAACCCCAGUUUUCAGUCGAGGGUUCCGCAGCAGCAGUAUGUGCAGAGGAAUUCGAUGCAGAAUCACCAGCAGUUUCAACAACAACAGCAGCAGCAGUGGUUGAGGAGGACCCAGUUACCUCCUGCAGAUUCCAGCGUUGACGAGGUUGAAAAGACCGUUCAGUCUGAGGCCGUUGACUCUAGUUCACAAGAUUGGAAGGCCAGGCUGAAGAUACCUCCACCUGAUACACGCUACAAAACAGAAGAUGUGACAGCCACAAAAGGAAAUGAAUUUGAGGACUACUUUCUGAAACGUGAAUUGCUUAUGGGAAUCUAUGAGAAGGGGUUUGAAAGACCCUCCCCUAUACAGGAAGAAAGCAUACCAAUUGCUCUUACAGGCAGUGAUAUUCUUGCUAGAGCUAAAAAUGGAACUGGGAAAACAGCAGCCUUUUGUAUUCCUGCUUUAGAAAAAAUUGACCAAGAUAACAAUUUUAUUCAAGUUGUUAUACUUGUUCCCACUAGAGAGUUGGCUCUUCAGACAUCACAAGUUUGCAAGGAGCUUGGGAAGCACUUGAAAAUUCAAGUAAUGGUCACCACAGGAGGUACAAGUCUAAAAGAUGACAUCAUGCGUCUAUACCAACCGGUGCAUUUGCUUGUUGGGACUCCUGGAAGGAUACUAGAUCUCGCAAAGAAGGGUGUUUGUGUUUUGAAAGAUUGUUCAAUGCUUGUUAUGGAUGAGGCUGACAAGCUUUUGUCUCCGGAAUUUCAACCCUCAAUAGAGCAGCUGAUCCGCUUUCUUCCUCCAAAUCGUCAGAUUUUGAUGUUUUCUGCCACAUUUCCUGUUACUGUUAAGGAUUUCAAGGAUAGAUAUUUACAAAAGCCUUAUAUUAUCAAUCUUAUGGAUGAGCUUACUCUCAAGGGUAUUACACAAUAUUAUGCCUUUGUUGAAGAACGACAGAAAGUUCACUGUCUAAACACUCUUUUCUCUAAGCUUCAAAUAAACCAAUCAAUCAUAUUCUGCAACUCUGUGAAUCGGGUGGAACUUUUGGCCAAGAAGAUCACAGAGCUUGGAUAUUCUUGUUUUUAUAUCCAUGCAAAGAUGUUGCAAGAUCACCGCAACAGAGUGUUUCAUGACUUCCGCAAUGGUGCAUGCAGGAAUCUUGUUUGUACUGAUUUGUUUACCAGGGGUAUAGACAUCCAAGCAGUGAACGUAGUUAUUAAUUUUGAUUUCCCCAAGAAUUCUGAAACGUAUCUUCACAGGGUUGGUCGAUCAGGGAGGUUUGGACACCUUGGUUUGGCUGUGAAUUUGAUCACCUAUGAGGAUCGCUUUAACUUGUACAGGAUUGAGCAAGAGCUUGGGACUGAAAUUAAGCAAAUUCCUCCACAUAUUGAUCAGGCAAUAUAUUGUCGGUAACCAGUGGUAGAUAUCUUGCCCGUUAUUCAACAGUGGUAGUAGCAACAAGGGCUAGAAAUGGGUCCAAGCUGUCAGCUGGAGAUGGUACCUAGCUCUCAAUUGAUGGCGACUUGUAAGAAUUUAAGUAUUGUUAGUGAAGACUUGGAUUGGUGUAUGCUUUUAACCCUGGAAUGCUUGUGUUGGUUUCUGGAUUUUAAUAGCCUGAAACGUUAACAGGAAUAUAGGUUUAGAGUUUUAAUGUUUUAUAAAUCCCAGAUAGAUAUGCUGGGUCCAGUUCUGUGUUGUGUUUGAUCUUUCCAUAACGGACUGGUUUGGUACUAUGAGCUUAGUGUUAUCACCCUUGAAUCCAAGGCUGUACUUUGUGGGAAAAGAUGGUCAUCCCCCUUUCUCUUCCUACCAAUCCAUUAAUAAAGUCGUGACUGAAAAGUACUUAAUCCU